Molecule: messenger RNA, 10484 nt
Organism: Fukomys damarensis (Damara mole-rat)
Lineage: Eukaryota; Metazoa; Chordata; Mammalia; Rodentia; Bathyergidae
Gene: Zscan20
Product: zinc finger and SCAN domain containing 20
Exons: 8
Coding region: 187-3309 (1040 amino acids)
Source: RefSeq, a predicted model, not a curated record
GUGGCGGCGGGGGCAGCCUAGACACAGGCACUGGGCUGGAGGCUUAGGAGGUGGUGGUGUCACAGGGGGCCAGGGAAGCCUUGGGGAGCAGCCUGCCUCUCAGAAGCCCCUUGAAGGACACACCACAGAUGCCAGAAGUCAUUGAAUGAGGACAGCUCAGCUGAAGUGAGACAUCCAAGCUAGACAAUGGCUGUGGCCCUGGAGUCUGAGGUCCAGGCAUUUCCCCCACCAGAGCCUGAUGACCUCCUGAUUGUGAAACUGGAAGAGGACUCAUGGGGAUCAGAACCCAAACCCCUGAAGGACUGUGACCCUGUCCCUGGUCCUGAGGCUUCCCGUCGGCGCUUUAGGCAAUUCCAAUACAGGGAUGCAGCUGGACCCCAUGAGGCCUUCAGCCAGCUCUGGGCUCUGUGCUGUCAUUGGCUGAGGCCAGAGAUCCGCCUCAAAGAGCAGAUCUUAGAGCUGCUGGUGCUGGAGCAGUUUCUAAUCAUCUUACCCCAGGAAGUGCAGAGCUGGGUGCAGGCGCGCCACCCUGAGAAUGGGGAGGAGGCUGUGGCCCUGGUGGAGGAUUGGCACCGAGAGGCCCAAGCUGCCCAGCAGCGGGAACUAGAGUGGUGUGCAGAAGAGACUAAAUCCUUAAAGGCAGCACAAGAAUCUCAGCGUUUCCAGCUGCCGCCAGAUCACAGGCCUGAGAGACAGUCCCAGAAGCAAUGGGUGAAGGAUUCAUGCAUCCCUAAGCAUCUAAACGCCAAGAUGGCAUCGUACCUCUUAAAAGAGAGUGCUGUCCUUACUCCUCGGGUCCCUACUCUUCCAAAGAUGGGUAGUGUUGGAGAUUGGGAGAUGACAGCUGAGUCCCAGGAAGCCCUGGGCCCCGGCAAACAUGAUGAGAAAGAAUUCUGCAAGGAGCCCACAGGAGAUGAUUGUGGGAACAGCAUGUGUCUAGGAGUUUCAGUUUUGAAACCAAGUGUUACUUCCCAGCUAGAGCAGCAAGGACCAGAGUUCUGGGAUGUAAACCUUACAGAUUCUGUGAAAAGGAGUACUGCUGAUUACAACCUGGAUAAUGAAUCUGCAAAACCAGCUCAGGUAUUGGCCUUAAAUGACUCCAGGGCCUGGGAAGAACAAUACCAAUGGGACGUGGAAGACAUGAAGGUAUCAGGUGUUCACUGGGGCUAUGAGGAGACCAAGACUUUCCUGGCAAUCUUGAGUGAAUCUCCUUUCUCUGAAAAGCUUCGGACUUGUCACCAGAACCGCCAGGUGUACCGGGCUAUUGCUGAGAGGUUAAGGGCACGGGGCUUCCUGAGGACACUGGAACAGUGUCGCUACAGGGUCAAAAACCUCCUGCGGAAUUAUCGGAAAGCCAAGAGCAGCCACCCACCAGGGACAUGCCCCUUCUAUGAGGAGUUGGAGACCCUGGUGAGGGCUCGGACGGCUAUGAGAGCCACAGGUGGCCCAGGAGAGGCUGUGACACUCCCCAGGCUGGGGGAUAGUGAUGCUGAGAUGGAUGAGCAGGAGGAAGGGGGCUGGGAGCCUGAGGAAACGACAGAAGACUACAAUAAUGCUGGCCUGGCUAAUGAUGCGUCUGCCCAGGGGUCCAGGAUUGCAGGUGGCCCAGUGCUCCUCCAGAGUCGUAUUGCAGGUGUGCACUGGGGCUACGAGGAGACCAAGGCUUUCCUGGCAAUUCUCAGUGAGUCCCCAUUCUCUGAAAAGCUUCGCACCUGUCACCAGAACAGCCAGGUAUACCGGGCCAUUGCAGAGCGGCUGUGCGCACUGGGUUUCUUGCGGACACUGGAGCAAUGUCGCUACCGAUUCAAAAACCUCCUUCGAAGCUACCGGAAGGCCAAGAGCAGCCAUCCACCGGGGACGUGCCCCUUCUAUGAGGAGCUAGACUCACUCAUGAGGGCUCGGACUUCGGUCAGAGCCAUGGAGACUAUCAGGGAGGCAACAGGUCUUCCUAGUUCUGGGCAGAACAGUACUGAGGCAGAUGACCAGGAGGCCUGGAGUGAGGUGGCAGAUGAAGAUGCCAUCAAACCUCCAACCCCAAGCCCUAAAACUCCAGACACUGGUUUUGAGUUGAGGCAUAAGGAUGAAGACCAGGUUUCAGAGCAGGACAUUUUUGAGGAUUUACCUGGAGCCUUACCCAAAUAUACUACAGAGGCUGUUUACUCCCCUCAUGACUGGGGGGAAGACAGUGAACAUGAAGGUGGAGGGGUAUGGGGUAAUCCUCCACAAGAACGGUGGGAAGAAUGUUCUUCUGAGGAGGACUUAGAAAAACUCAUUGAUCACCGAGGCCUGUACCUUGCAGAGAAACCCUAUAAAUGUGACACGUGUGUGAAAAGCUUCAGUAGGAGCUCCCACUUCAUUGCCCACCAGCGGAUCCACACAGGUGAGAAGCCCUACACAUGCCUUGAAUGUGGAAAAAGCUUUAGUGACCGCUCUAAUCUCAGUUCGCAUCAGAGAAUCCACACUGGAGAGAAGCCCUACAGAUGCCUUGAAUGUGGAAAAAGUUUUAGUGAUCACUCCAAUCUCAUCAUCCACCAGAGAAUCCACACAGGAGAAAAGCCCUAUAAAUGUGGGGAGUGUUGGAAAAGCUUCAAUCAGAGCUCAAACUUUCUGAAACAUCAGAGAGUCCAUUUGGGAGGAAGUCCUGAGCAGUAUAGUGAGACUGGGGAGAGCAUUGGCCAAAGCCCAUCUCUUAGUGCUCACUGGAGGGAUUCCACAGAGGGGACAGCUGAGCCAUCUCACAGUGUUGGAAAAAACUUGAGCUUUCCUGUCCACCACAGCACCAACUCAGGUGAGAAACUAUAUCAGUGCUCUGAAUGUGGAAGGCGCUUCUCAAAGAGCUCUGCCCUCAUUAGUCACCAAAGAAUCCACACAGGAGAGAAACCUUAUGAGUGUGCUGAAUGUGGGAAGAGCUUCAGUAAGAGCUCCACUCUGGCCAACCACCAGCGAACCCACACUGGGGAAAAGCCAUAUAAGUGUGUAGACUGCGGGAAGUGCUUCAGCGAACGUUCCAAGCUCAUCACCCAUCAGAGGGUACACACAGGAGAGAAGCCCUACAAAUGCGCAGAGUGUGGAAAGUUCUUCCGGGACCGUUCUAACCUCAUCACUCACCAGAGGAUUCACACGGGAGAGAAGCCCUAUAAGUGCAGAGAGUGUGGGAAAUGCUUUAACCAGAGCUCCAGUCUUAUUAUUCACCAGAGAAUCCACACUGGGGAGAAACCCUAUAAGUGUACAGAGUGUGGCAAAGACUUCAACAACAGCUCCCACUUCAGUGCCCACCGGAGAACCCAUGCAGGUGGCAAAGCAUCGUAGGAGACCCCCCCCAACAAAAGAGUGAUAUAUGUUUAUUUACAUCUCCCAAGAUCUUAAGACCUAAACUAGAAAGAACUCUCCCAGUUUUUAAGCUUGGUGUAUAUCCAGAGAAGUUUUGGUAAAAUCCAGGUAAUUUGGAAGUGAAUUACAAAUACUAAGGAUUCAGAUUUGAAGGCACUUUGUUUCUCAAGUGUAAUUUUUUUUUUUUUUCCUGUUUACCCUCCCUGCCCCCAAAUCCUCAGGCUAUCGUUAUAUCUGCUGUUGCAUAAGAGCUUUUUUAGUAUUGAGCCAGACUGGUGGGUUAGGGGAUUAGGGUUAAAUCAGUGACCUGAAGUAGUGAUUUCAGACUCUGCUGUGCCUUCACGCUGCCCAUCCUCCUGGCGGUGAUUCUCACACGUGGCACUUCGCAGGCAGGGCACAUCCUCACAGGAGAACCUUGAGACUGGUGAGAGACGGGCAUAACUGAAAAUCAGUGGCCAAGAGUAGUCCGCCAUGAGCUUAGCAAUGAGUAGGAACAACAGUGACAUCACUAUAAAAUCAUUAUUAAUGAUAGCAAAAAGACCCAGUAUUAAGCAUUUGCUUUUUGGCAGGCUAUGUAGUAAGCACUUUGUAUGUAUUAUCUCAUUUAAUCCUCAUGGUAGGAGAUAGCUAUCAAUUUCCUACUCAUUUCCCAGGAGAAAAUUGAGCCGGACAAAGUUACCUGCAUUGGUCACACGUCUGAAAAUGAGAGAGGCAAAAUUCAGCCAUAUUCAUGUGUUUCCAGGGUCUGAAAUGCUUUCAGUGCGCCACCAAGUUCCCUUUCAUGUUAGGACAAGUAACUCAGGUGCCAGGAUCUCAAAAUGUGAUACUCAAUAAAGUAUCCUUUUGUCAGAUAUGGAAGCCAAGAAUCCCUAAAGAUGAAAGGACCUGGGAUGUUCAGAAUUGAUUGUACUGCCUUGAGUGAGGCUGGGCUAUUAUCAAAGUGCUGGAGGUGAGCUUCCAUUUUCGUAGUAAUAUGGCUGAGAGAUGUGGGUGGGUUGAGACUGAGAAAAAUAUGUAGCCAAAGUGAUUUGUCUUCCAGUGAAAGUGCUUUGGCUAAGGAAGUGGGGGUUAAAAGUUUCUUUUCCAGGGGUCAUUCCUGCAUCUCAUACUUGGUUCCCCCCGUGCUUACUCAUCCCUGUCUUUUGGCCCCUCUUGUUCCUGAUCACAUUGCCAAGGCUGAGGUAGAAGAAGUUUCUGUGCUCUACCGAGAGACACUUGAAUACAAUUCCACAUUCUAGCUAGGUUCAUGAUAACUUUUUAUUCUGAGCCCUCUUGUCCCCAGGCUGACCCAGUGCUGGCCAUUGAGAUGGCUUCACACACACAGGAGGCCUCCAGGACUGCUUCUUGAGAGUGUUUAGAAAUGUUGGCCAGAGACUUGGGUUUCCCAAUGACAUUACCUAUGACAUUGGGAUGACAUUCAUACCCUGGUUAUUUCAUGGCCUCAGGUGGUAUCUGGCAAACAGUGGAUAUGUUGGAACCUUGAAGAUAGGAACUUUAUAUUCAUAUGUGAGGGUGUAGGUAGGGUUUUGCAGUUACCUACAAUAGAAUGAAGCCAUUCCUUAAUCCCUUCCCCUACUCCAGAUUCUCCUUCCCAACAACCAGCAAACUUCAGGUCACUUUCAACCUUGUCCCAGUUUACCUUUCCUCACCCACGUUAUCUCUGAUAGAUAGUGUCCAUGGGAUGAGCCCAUGGAUGAAACCAGCAGAUGUCAGUGACUACAAUAAAAUGAUAGGUAGAGUACUGUGAGGACCAACAGGAAGGGUCCCAAAGGAGAGAAGAGAGUCAGAAAAGCACCAUGAAAAGCAUGAAUUCAGAGGGGGAGGUGGGAACCAUAGGUUCUUAGCACUUUGGGGAUUGAGUAUGAGAUUGGAGGGGGGUGGGGCUGGGUCAGGUGUGAGUGAAGCUUGGACAUUGUGCUCAGGUGACAUUUAGAUGUGGAAAAGUGAAAAUCUUAACUGCUAGUUGGAGCUUGGAUACACUGCAGUUAAGACCACUGUUGGACACGGUGAUGUUCGACCACAGAGGAGGAGGGGAUGCAGUUGCAGUUUCAGAGUCAGACUCCUCAGAAGGGAAAGCCUGGGGUGACUGGGUAGAGCAUGUGUCAUUGAAAAUUGAGGCCACGAGGAGAAAGCAGAGAUAGUGCAAGAGGGCAAAAGAUUAUAAGUUUACUUUGAGACAUUUUGAACCUGUAGCAUCUAACAGACAUCUGUGCAUUUGUGUGUCUGGGCCUGAUGUUAUGGGAGAGGUUAGGACUAGAGAUUUAGCUAUGUCUGCAUAAUAGUGAGAAAGGGAUUAUGUUCAAUGUCAAAGAAUAGGACAGAACUUGAGAAGCACAAAAUGGGGAGGAAUAUGCCCCUCAGGAAAUCUGAACCACUGCCCACUCUUACUCCUAAUAUCUUUGGCUACUGCCUCCCUUGUGGCCGAACCUCGCGUUCUCAGUAGUCCUGAGUUUUUGGAGCCUUCACUGUGGAAGCCAACUUCAGCUAAGUAUGCAAAUGAGAUGUUACCCUUCUCCCCACUGAGUGUCACUCUUCCCCUGUUCUUGUGACUGCUGGCAUCUCCUGUUUUCAGUGGACAGUUUUGAUGCUGAUUAUCACUCCUUUCUCAAAAGUCUUAGCUGUGGAUUCAGCCAUGAAAGUAAGGACAGCAUGAACCAGGAGCAAACUCUGAAUGCAAGUGUUACCUCCCUGUCUGUCUACCUGACUUUUCCUUUGGAAGAAGCAUUCUUCCAGGUGACCCUGUUGCCACCUUGCUGGGACACUAGGCAUCCUCCAGCAGGUCUAAACUAACAUCUGGAUUUACACAUUUGUUCUUGGGAAAUAGAUUUAGUCUGCAGAAUAAUGGCUAGAUGCUCAGGCCAUGUGGCCAUGGAUCAGACUCUGGAAAUAGGGAAAAUGGAAGCAGCAAAUGCUGCCCCCCUCCCCGGGGCGGGGGUGUUUUAUGUGAGCUGCUAAAGGUGAGAUGGUCUCCGCAGCAGCUGCAUUUCCUUUGGCACCCUCCAUCCUCUGUAGAGACCAAGGGGCCCCACUUUCCACACACGUGUCAGGAAGCAACAGACCCAAAGGCAGAGUCAGGGAAGUAUGGACCAAGGCUGCUUUAGAUGCUCAGUGUUUCCUUAGGCCUGGGCCCCAACACUCAGCUUAUGAUCAUGCUGCCUCAGCCUGACUAUUUCUCCAUAUCCUCCUCCCCAAAACAGAGUAAAGCAAGUGAUGUCCUGCUGCCCUGCCCAUCAUGCUAAAUGAAGAGUCAGGACCGCAGGUUUUCCUCGUCCCUGCCUCAUGUUCUGGGCCCCUGUGGGACAGCUCUGUGCCUACAGGCCACAGAGAAGAAUUCAUACCUUUGUGGAGAGGAGUUCCUCCCUUUGUGUGGGGAUACGUCUGAAGUGACAAAUGCAGUGAUGGCUGGAGUGGAAGUGUGUGACAGGUGUCCUUUGUCUUUGUGCUUCAGACUGCUAUCCCAGGCACGUGAUGCUGUUUCGUUUGUUUUUUAACCACCAUGUGGAUAUUGAUGCCUUCUGGAUCUGUCUCCUACCCAGGCCUCUCAGGAGCCCAGCUGCCUUCUGGGCCCACCCUGCUUGGAUGACUCAUGGGUCCCUCCCAGAACCAUCUUCCCUCAUGCAUUCAGCCUGUGCAUUUAUGUACACAAUGGAUCGCACACAAUCCUCCUUCACACAUCUCCACGGAGCUUUACACACAGCCUCACUUCAGUCCUGCCUCUGGCUUGGUCCCACAGACACCUUCUCCUUGGAGGACAUUUGCUGUUGGGCUGGGGUUCCCCAAAUGGCUGAGGAGCUCUCAGUGGAGGCAGUGCCUAGAGCCAGAAUGAAUCCUGUGGAGCAUCUGCUUACUUCAGUUUGGAUCCCAUCCUCCUUUGCCCCUUAGCCACUUUAAACCCCUUCCCCAAUUUGCUAAGGGGUCAGCGCUGCCUAUAGGGGAGAUCAGGCGGGCUUUGCAGGAGAGCUGGAACUGGAACAGAGCUCUGAGGCUCCUUCAGCCCAUGGCUGUCUCUUUACACCCUCAAAAUCAGCACUAUCUUUAGCAUGUCUUUAACAUCAUUUCUGCCUCACUGAUUUUUUUACCAACUGGAAUUACGUCUAGGAAUAUGUUUUGAGUGGGAGGCCUGCCCCUUCCCUGCUUCCUUGUUCCUACCUGAGCCUGGUAGUUGACCUCUGCUCCUUCUUUCCCUGAGUCAUGUCUCUCAGCUGGUCUAUGUCAGGACCCCAUCUUGAGAAGAAAGCCAGGAGCUCAAGACUUUGCUUCUUCUUGGUGUAUGACCAGUUCUCCCACCCUCAAAGCUGACAGCAUCUUGAAGAGCCACUUGAUUAAGUCAAGAGCUUCAGAAUAGUGAAGGGCAGACUGCAAUUAAAGAAUUUUGCCUAUACACACCAAGUGGACUAGGGAUUCACAUUGACAUUGAUGUCCUACUCAGGACACUGUUAGAUUAUCUUUGUAUAUAAUGAUGAUUCUCAUCAUGGCUGCCAUUAUACAAUAACAGUAACAUCUACAGUCACAUUUUCUGUUCACAUUUUCAUUGAAGGAAAGUACCUCCUCAUUGCGCCACCUAAAGGAUUGCAGGCAACAGGAAGGGAGAUUAGGAAAACAAGUCUCUAAGACGGUCCUGAAGUGGCAUUAUGGGCUUGUCAGCGCAAAAGGGACAGGAGCUGCAGGCAGGGGCUGGCAGCUAAAAUCUUGGGAGUCAUAGGGGCUCAGGAAGCCCAACUUUGGUGGCAAGUGACAAAGGCCACGCACAGAGGGGAAGCAGGCUUCUUGUGUUCCACCUCAAGCACUGCUUCUGUAGCUUACUUUCUGCCUGUUUGGAGGAGGCAGUAGAGACCAGUAGGAGGUCUAAAAGGCGCCCCCUGGAGGUAGGGUGAGAAGCUUCUCAGAAAACCCAAGGGGCCCGAGCAGGAGAGAACUCCUAUGCAUCUGUUCAGCACCACGUCUGAGGUCACCAAAUCAUGCCUGCUUCUGAAGUUUCCCUGAAAUAGUUGGGAGAUGUGAGGCUUGCCAGGCUAAAUUCACACUAACUCCUUCUGGCUUGUCGGGUGAACAAAACACAGGUGCUAUUUCUAGGGACAUUCCUUGGUGAACUAAUUUCUUAUGGAAACUAAACAUUUGUGAUUGAUUUGGGUUCUCUUUAAUUUUGGCAAAUUAAAAUAAAGUGAAAUUCAAAUGAAUUACUAUCUGGCCUCCAGGAGGGUCUAAGAUUUAGGGUAAAAUUCUAAAAAAAGAAAACAGGUUCUUUGGAUUUGCAGGUUGUGUACCUGACUUCAUCUCAUCUGGCUUUGUUUUCUUUUUACUGUUGUAUUAUAUACAUCUCCUAGAGCUAGUUAAAUUCUAUUUUUGGAUGGAGUGUCCUGAUUAAUAAAUUAUAUCAAACUACUGUAAAGAAAAGGAAAAGAACUGGUUAUGAAUUUUUCUAGCACCUUUCUUGUUAUACCUAAAGGGCAGAGGAAAGGAGGAAGAGCAAUCAUCAAAACACAAUGUGGCUGUCAGGGAGAUUGGAGCCCAAGAUGUGCAGAGGGCAGCUUCCUUUUCCUGUUGUUCUCUAGACAUGGGCAAAUGUACGUAACUUGAUCAUUACUGCCUCUUGCCCAUAACAACUGGCUUGUUGGUCUGUUGGUCUUCUCCACGUCUACUUUGCUUGUAUGCACAAGAUCUUUGCGCUAGGGAACCUGAGGUGUCUGAGACCCAAAUAGCACAAGGAUGGCUAUGUAUGAAAGAGAAAGCAAGAGGUUCUCAGAGGCGUGUUUCUUAAUGACUCUUCUGAUUUGCUCAGGAAUAGAUUUGUCCUACUUUUUACUUGAGAAGGAGGGGAGAGCUGGAGGGUCUUUAUGGGAUUCUUUCCCCUCUUUUCUCCACCAUUUUCCUUCUGGUAACAUUCAGAAGACUUUGUAGCUCAAGGUUGAGGUGUCUUAAUAAGCUCAUUCUUUUAUCCUUUCCAAUGGGAUAUGGGCCACUCAGGAUCCUUAAAUUCACAACAUGAAUUGGUGGAGAGGGAGACUUUGAUAUAACUUUGUUCAGAAUCCACUGCUAACUCGUUUCUUCCUUCAGGAGUAAAAAUCUCAAGUGUAGGUAGAAGUAGUGCUUGGCAUUGCUAACAUUCUGUAUAUCUUGGGACAGAAUGAGAUCUGGGUGGAAAUGGCUAUGGUCAUUCUAUGGAGCAAGCCAUAGGUCUUAUUUACAUGUUUUUAUAUAACUUCCUUCUAGCAGUUGCUGGGCUUUCAUUGCUGGAACACAGUAAGGGAUAAAGGACAAGUAUCAAUGCCAGGGUCCAUGGAGUCUGGCCAGCCAAUCCAGGCAAUAAUAAGAACUGUGCUAUUGGAAAGGGCUCAAUCUAGACAGCAGAAAGAUAGUCAGGUUCGGUAUGCAUAAGAAGCACUAGGGAGAAACCGUAGCCACAGGAGGUACCUCAUCCACUGGGCUGGCCGUAUUAACUCUCUUAUCAGCAAGCUUCUGGGGCUCAUGAAGCCAGAAGUUUGGAGCUUCACCAGGAAGCUGAGUGGCAGAGUCGUCCAAUCCUGAGGCAGUGGGGAUCAGAAAGUGAAGCUGGGACAUCUCUGGGGUUGAGGUCUUGAGAGGAGGAGUGAAGGCCUGAGUGCUAAAAGUCUGGUGGAAGGAACUGGGUCAGGGUCAUUGAGAGAAGAGAGGGGAGCAAACUAGGAAGGGAGGUGGGUGGAUGAGGAGGAUAGAGAAGGAAGAGGAGCAGAGGACAGGCAGGAAGGAGACGAACAGGACUGAAAGGCACAGGUAAAAGGUAGACAUAGGGGCCAGCUAUCUAGGUGUCCAGUGAGUGAGACCAGCAGCCAUCCAGCAGAGGUGGACAUGGUGGACAUGGGGCAGGUGGGACUGAAGAGGAAAGUGGAACUGGAGCGGGGCAGUGACAUACAAGCUGGUAGCUUCUUUGUGUUUCCCAAAUGAGAAGGGCCAGCUGGACUGCUUGGUGCAGUAUCUUUCAGCCUUCUUCUAUGACCUGGUCUCCAUGGUAACCAGAUGAAGAACUCUUGGUGUGUGCUGUUCAAGAUGGUAGCCACUAGCCACGUGUGCCCAUGGAGCCUUCUAAAUGUGGCUAGCCUGAAUUGAGAUAAUUAGUUUUAAAUAUACAGCAGAUAUUGAAGACUUCUGUGAAAAAACUCCAAAAGAUGUCAGUAUUU